Molecule: messenger RNA, 5526 nt
Organism: Triplophysa dalaica
Lineage: Eukaryota; Metazoa; Chordata; Actinopteri; Cypriniformes; Nemacheilidae
Gene: faxcb
Product: failed axon connections homolog, metaxin like GST domain containing b
Exons: 6
Coding region: 177-1415 (412 amino acids)
Cellular component (GO): cytoplasm
Source: RefSeq, a predicted model, not a curated record
UCUAGAUGCAAACAAAGGAGGAUGCAGAACUGCGCGCGGGAGCCACCUCCCCUUAAAAUGCCUCUCUUCUGUUUAAUGAUGCUGAAACAACAUACAACCAUGUAACGCUUGUCUAUUAUUACACGGAUAAAUGAAGUGGCUUAGGAUCUGAUGGAGCAAGCGGGAGGAGAGAGAGUAUGUACUGGGUACCUGGAUUCGCCUCCUCCCGGUCGCUCGUGAUUGAUCUCGGCCGGAAUCAGAGCCUGUCCUUCGGGUUGUGCGGCUCUGAUGAAUGCCACUCAUUUUAUGGGUACAUAGUAGCCGUUCCGCUGCAGGACCUUGGUGGUAUCAUGUCUGGAUUGGUGUCGGAUUCUUGGUGGAGGAAGACCCUUUACAUCACCGGAGGUGCGCUGCUGGCCGCGGCGGCUUAUUUGCUGCACGAGCUACUCUCCAUCAGGAAAGAGCAAGAGUUGGACUCUAAGGACGCCAUCAUCCUCCAUCAGUUCUCGAGGCCAAAGAACGGGGUGCCAAGCCUCUCACCUUUCUGCCUGAAAAUGGAAACCUAUCUGCGAAUGGUUGAUCUGCCCUAUCAAAACUACUUUGAUGGAAGCCUCUCUGCUCAGGGGAAGAUGCCUUGGAUUGAGUAUAACUAUGAACAGGUGUGCGGAACUGAAUUUAUUUUUGACUUCCUGGAGGAAAAACUGGGUGCGAGUUUGAACAAGAGUCUGAGCGCUCAGGAGCAGGCAGUAGCGCGGGUUAUCACCACGAUGGUGGAGGAACAUUUGUACUGGACUAUUGCAUAUUGUCAGUGGGUGGAUAAUGUUCAUGAGACGCAGAGUAUGCUGGACCUUCCUGGACCCCUCAGUGACCUGUUAAAAUGGAUUAUGUGCAAUCUGACAAGUGGAAUUGUAAAGAGGGAGAUGUAUUGUCACGGGAUUGGCUGCUUUACUAAAGAGGAGGUCUACACGCUCAUGGAGAAGGACAUGCGCACACUUGCCACGCUGCUUGGGGAUAAGAAGUACAUCAUGGGUUCCAAGCUGUCCAGUGUGGAUGCUACAGUUUUUAGUCACCUUGCACAAGCCAUGUGGACGCUGCCUGGCACACGGCCCGAGCAGCUUAUUAAAGGAGAACUGAUUAAUUUGGCCAUGUACUGUGAGCGCAUACGGAGGAAGUUCUGGCCCGAAUGGUUUGUGGACUUAGAAGACUUCUGUUAUGACAGCGACAAUGACACCACCAGCGGGACGCCCAACUGCCUGCUGGACCUCGGACUCUUUUCCAGGACAGACACUUUAGAGGAAAGUGAAUUAAGCUCCCCGUCACACGCUGACACACACUCGCAAGACACACAGCAUUCCGGACACUCGCUCUCUGACUCUGACAUUGAAGUAGAUGUUGAAAUGCUGAAUUCAGAUGUUGAGCAGGAGGUCAAGGGUUAAAUCAUGUCACCUUUGUCAGAUGCUACAGGUUAUAUUACAGAGAGUUCAGCUGUUGUGACGGGUCACAAUUUCCUGUCUGGAUGAAUCCCACUUCGAUGGACCUGAAGAAGCGAGUGUGUGUGCGGCAUAAGGUGUUUAACAUGAUGUCAAUCAUGGAUGUGUACGAGUCAAGAUUUAAACCACAAAAGUUGGACGCUAGGUUAAGCUUCUUAGGUGAGACUUAAAAACUGUUCUUUUACAUCUUGGAAUAGUUGCGGUAUAUGAGUCAUAAACCACUCAGAAAUCCUUUCUGUUGCUGCGCAGUUUCAAAAUAUAUUUUCUUUAACAUUUGUGAUGGGAACCAUUUAGAGUCAGAAUAUUUGAACUUGCAUGAUGCAGGAUGUUUGUGAGGCUGACAGUUAGACUUCAGAGGAUUGACCGAUUUCCUCUGUGCCAACAUGAACUUAAAAGUUGUGUCCUCCCUUGAUUUUUAACACUGAUAUUUCCUGCUUACAGAUCAGUUCAAGAAUAUGAGAGAUUAUAAUGGAAAAAAGGUUUAUAAAGCGUUUAAUUCUGUUUUGGUCUCGCAUCUUAAAGCAGUUCACUCAUAAUAAAAAAAACUAUGUCAUCAAUUACUCAAACAAAGUGAAUUGAUUCAUGUAAAACGCAAAAAAGAGACUUUAAAUAAUGUGCUUGUCACUUUUUUACAUGAAUUUUCCAUGAAGGAACUAAAGCCUUUUGAAGCUCAAAAAUAUUCCAGUCCGUUCUCGUUGUAUUUGCAUAGAAAACAGCAAUGAACAUUAUUUAAAUCUCCUUUUGUUUUCCAUCAAAGAAAGAACAUUGGUAGGACUUUACACUAAGGUAAAUAUUACUUCUACAGCAUUUAUUAAUCUUAGUUCAUGUUAAUUUAAAGAAAUUUACUAUUUUUAAAUCAAAAGUGAGUUAAUUCGCAGUGAACUAACAUGAAAAAAAAAUGUAUAAAUUGUGAAAAAAUGUAUUGCUCAUUGUUAGUUCAUGCAUUUCCUAAUUUGAACAAAUGUGACCCUGGAUCACAAAACCAGUCUUAAGUAGCAUGGGAACAUUUUAAGAGAAACCCAGAAAUACAAUGCAUGGGUCAAUUUUUCAUUAAACCCAAAUCAUUAAGAUAUUAAGUAAAGAUCAUGUUCCAUGAAGAUAUUUUGUAAAUUUUCUACCAGAAAUAUAUAAAAACUAGUGGUGGGCAUAGAUUAAUUUUUUUAAUCUAGAUUAAUCUAGAUUAAUUCCAAAAUUAAUCUAGAUUAAUCUAGAUUAAAAUGGCUCAUUUGAAUUCUGCCGAAGGCAUUCAGAAUAUGUGUGCUACCCAAAUAAUGACUAAAAGUAAGUCUUUGAGAACGGGUUUCUCAAGCCAGGUGGCGCAUUAGACCAGGGGCUCAUCUCCUGUUUCCAAAAUGCAUCACAAACUGCUUGAGAAAGCUGUUCUACUAUGAUAAUUGGUGAUGAAAAUUAAAUUAUGUUCAAUAAGAUGAACUUGCGUUUACUUCCGCAUUAGCUAAGGGAUGAUUUCCGUUUAGGUGGUACUUGAGGCUGGAAGAGCUCCUACAGUACAUUUACAUUUAGUCAUUUAGCAGACGCUUUUAUCCAAAGCGAUUUACAAAGAGUAAGGGAGCAACAAGCGAUAUGUCAUACAGGAGCCAUAAUACAUUAGAUCUCAAUACAAAGUUACUGGUUUCAACUUAAGCUAGACCACUACCUGUUGAGAGAAAGUGUUUUUUUAACCAAUUCCGCAUUGCACAAGGUGCAAACAACGUUAGUCUUGUCGAUGUUCCUAUUGGGAAGCUUCUUAAAAAUUAAUAUUCCCUGAAGCAAACCCGGCUGCUUCAUAGCUGCAUCCAUGUUAGCACGUCACGUUUGAUGCGGUAAUUUCACAGUAACGUUAUGUUGUGUUCAGACCAAACGCGAAUGGCGUGUCAAGCGCGAGUGAUUUAUAUGUUAAUGCAAAGAGCCAAUAGACCUACUUGCUGCGCGAAUCGCGCGAAUGAAGCCCUGGUUAUGAGAUGAUGAGGCGGCUUCUGCUUCCGCGAAUGACGCGAAUCACGCGAGUUGAAAAAUCUCGUUCUCGCCCGGUACAGUGCAGUUAAGCUGGUAUACAUCCGCGCUAAAAUAUCAAGGUGAAAGUCAUCAUAGCUUGCGUAGUAUAGACCCAGCUCCCAACCCAACUUUGAGAAUAGAUUAACGGCGACAUUUUUUUUAACGCGCGAUAAUAGUCUCACUGCGUUAACGGCGUUAACGCCGUUAACGGCCCACCACUAAUAAAAACUUUAUUUUUAUGAGUGGGCAGCGUGGUACAGUGCCCCCACUCAUAAUAAGUUGUUGAUUAACAACUUCAAAGGCAAUUUUCACAAUAUUUGGAUUUUUUUGAACACUCAGAUUCCUGAAUUUUAAACCGUUGUAUCUCGGCCAGAUAUUGUCCGUUCCUGACAUCCCAAAUUUCAAUAGAAAUCCUAUUUAUUCAGCUUUCAGAUGCUGUAAAAAUCUCAAUUUCGAAAAAUUGACUCAUAAGACUGGUUUUGUUGUCCAUGGUCACAAAUAGAACCUUAUUGAAGUUUUACCAGAAAGUCAUUUGUACUGGAAUAGGCGUGAAUGAUGACAGAAUGGUCCAUUUUGGGUGAACUUAAAUGAGUCCAAUCAUAAAUAUUUAGGCUGAUUCAUGCAAUUAAAUAGAAUCCCUUUAUAUAAUUAUCAUUUAUUUGGGCUCCAGUGUACAUCAUCAGUUUCGGCUGACCUUUGAUCAGACUGAAUGGUGCUUAAUGCCUGUGUGCCUGACUUCAGCCCCUGUGUCUCUUCCUGCGAUAUUGGUUCUACAUUUUUGGCCUGUGUUCUUAUAUGCUACCACUAGAGGGCACUGUGACCAUUCACACUAUACGUGGGUCGCAUGCAGCCGCUUUUAUUGCCCUCACAUUUAUCCCUGCAAAAGACCAUUUUAAAAUAUCAAUAACAACAAUAGUGAACACUGAACAGCCAUCAACUUUGUUGAUGUAGGAGCCAGACUGAUUAUGCAUUAGGGUUGUGAAAAUGUUUUUCUUCCUCAUGUGUGUGAUUGGGGCACCAAAGUGUAGCGUGUGUAUACUUAUGCAGAUUUGCCUUAGUUGAGGGAAAUGUUAAUGUGAUCAGCAGUCGCAUGAUGAGUUUACCCUCUUUCUGUUGAAUUUACUUGAAACCCAAGCCGAUACUCCAAACGAAUUUAUUUAUAUCCCUAGGGUACUUCUAACUUUCACGCAGAGUUAUGUUGUUUACUUUUAUUAUCGUUGUUUUGCACUUUUUUCAAUUGUUGAAAGAUCUUGGACGAUGUUAAGAUAUAGAUGGGAAAUUUACGGAAAAUAAUAGCACUGAAACAGGGUCCAGAAUCAGAUAUGAUAAAUGUGCGUGUAUGAUAUGGUUACCUGUUGACAUCAUUUACCUGCAUGUGUGUUUGUGUGUGCGUCUACCAAUGUGCUCUGGUGUAAACCGCACCAGUCAAAAUCCUCUAUCGAGUUUAUAUUCUCUGUACAGAAUUCCUCUCUAUAUCUGUAUCCCUGAGUCUGGGUGAAGGUGGUGAUAAACAACAUCAGUCUCACAUGGAUGUAAAUAUAAUAACUUGCGGAUUACUAUUGGAUACAAAGUAUCACGGUAUGAAAAAUGUCUAUGUCCUUCAGUGACCCCAAAGUCAUGCCUAAGAAUUGAAGAAAUACUUCAAAUUUGCCUUCUUGACUCCUGAUAACAGUUGCAGAACAAUUCACAUUUGAAACCAUGCGUCAAUAGAUUCUCUAUUCAACUAUUUUUAAUUUUACCCUGUGAUUUGUUACUUACAAUAUAUACGUAUAUACGUUGUAGAUGUUUAUUUUCUUUAAGAACAUAGCUGGAUUAUGUUCUUAUUAAAGAGAUGUCAAAGUUAGUUUUGGUAGAGGUCUGUUACUAGCUUGAAGCCAUAUUUUACGAGGUUGAUUUCUUGUCUGUGGAUACAAAACGAUGGUUAUAUGUCUAAUUCUACCAAAUCUGAAUCGGCUACAAAAUACUGUGCAUAACUGAGACCCUCAUGAGUGUUUAUUAGUUAUCCUGAACUGGCUGGUUGUUUAACAAUUAAAAAUAUGAAUUAAAAUAGCUGUGACAAUUUCAA